UCCACCCUAUGACUUGUACCUCUCUCAAGCACUGUUCUGUACUUUCUGUUUGUUCUUCAAGUCUUACAUUAGUUGGCAUAGCAUUGUUUGUAUAACUUAGCUAGUUGUUGUUUGACAAAUAAGUCUGUGCUCAGAUGUAAAACUGAAGAACAUACUGAAAUUUAAAGGAUCAAGGUGUCAAAAAGUACAGUGUGUGUACAAGUGAAGAAAAGCAGUUAAGAGUUGAGAGGACCAUGAAACAGUUCUUAAAGUAAUAUUUUUUUAUUUAUGGAUGUAAAAUCUCAGACAUACUUUGCAAAAUAUUUCUGAUAUGAAAAAGAAGUUAUAGCACCAAAGAUCACAAUUGUAAUAAUGCCUCUUAACUCUUCAGUUCUCAAUAGAAAAAAUGAAUCUCGGUGAUUCACCCCCUCAUUUGUUCAAUAUAAUGAUUCCUGAUAGUCUACAUUGGUACAAAAUAAAAAUUCCCUCUGAAGCGUUUCAAGGAUGUGUGCAAGAUUAUGUUGGCAAGUGGUCGUCGUUAUUUAAACGAAAAACCUGCCAAUGGAGAGGCGAGGUCGUUCUUCCGAACGCAGACGCAGAACAUGGUCAUACCGAUGCAAGGAAUACCUCCGGCAGUUCAUUGCGUUUAUGUUCAGCAACAUCGGCAUCAUCGGGCUCGUCGUUGGGUAUACGAUGGCUGGCUCUGCGAUGUUCAUGGCGCUUGAAAGGGAGGCCUACAAGAAUCGUCUGACUGAAGUCAUGAAGAUCAGGAAUGACACUGCCAUGGAGCUAUGGAAGAAAACCUGCUGUGAUGUGUACGAUGAACCCAUGUGGAAAAAUAUUGUACAAGCAGAACUAGUGAGGUUUCAAAACAAAAUAGUGGAGGAAGUGUUAAAUCACAGUUACGAAGGACAAUUUGCCACAACCAACCGAUGGUCAUUCUCUGGGUCAUUCCUCUACUCGCUCAGUGUCAUCACAACUAUAGGCUACGGCAAUGUGGCUCCUCGCACAGAGUGGGGCAAGCUUGCAACCAUUGUCUAUGCUAUUGCUGGCAUGCCACUGUUCCUGCUUUAUCUGUCCAACAUCGGUGACAUUUUGGCAAAGAGUUUCAAAUGGAUCUACGCAAAGUGCCAUCGGUUUCAAGGAUGUUCUUCAUGUCUGACUAAAUAUCCGCCUGGCCACCCUCAACACCCUAGAUCUCAGAUGCAAGGGCGACACACUGAGGAAGGAGAAGGUGCAGAUCUGGAGUACAGUGAUGAGGAUGAAUGGAGCUCUGAGGCUGGUACUGACCCUCAAACCAUCACUGUCCCCAUUACACUGUGUCUUGCCAUAAUGGUGGGAUAUGUAUGCAGCGGGGCUCUUCUCUUCGCGGAGUGGGAACAUUGGGGAUUCUUGGAUGCCUCAUAUUUUUGUUUUAUCUCCUUAAGCACAAUCGGCUUUGGAGAUAUUGUGCCUAAAGACAAAGAAGGUACAUCAUUCAAAGGAGUCGAACUGAGUUUUAUCUUUUGCUCCAUGUAUCUUAUGCUAGGAAUGGCUUUGAUCGCCAUGUGUUUCAAUUUAAUGCAAGAGGAAGUGGUUCAUAAAGUACGGACUUGUGGAGUUGUGCUGAAAAGAAUUAUCCUUUGUAAAAGGUGACAGUUUUCCACUUAACUGUAAUUCAAUGUAUUUUUACAAGAUAUUUUUUGAUAAGUUUUGGUGAUAUUAUUUCAAUGUUUCUUUUGAGGUAAAGUUCAGUAUAAACAAUAUACAUUUUUUAAAUUAAGAGGCAGUUCAGUGUUAAAAAAGACAUUUAUUGUGAAUUAAUUGUGCACUCAGAAUGCAACUUGAAUAAUAUAAAAAUAAAUCAUCUUAUAAUGCCUCUGGGAUUCAAGCAAAUUUUCCUAAAUAGAAAUGUCGGUGGCUAUAACCAUUGUCUUCAUGGUGAAAUCUAUGGGUCUAACACCAUUGCAGAUUUCCUCUUAUUAUCUGCAGAUGUCAUUUAGCACAAUGAAUCUCAUGAAAAUUCCCUGACUUAGAUAACAUUUGAAUAAAUCGUGUAAACCGAUAUCUAUUUGAAUGAGUUUGUGAACAAGCAUGAUCCAAUCAUGGUAACAGAGUUCUAGAACACCCUGAAAUUAACUUUUUUUGCUUUUUAAAGUCAAUAAAAUACUGUAAGUUACUUCAAUAAAAACUAACUUCACUUGAAAUGCCUCUUACUCAAUGUAGUUUGACACUUUGAGUGCCUUAAGAUGGAAUACAGUAUUGUGAUUUUCCUAAUAUCUAUAUUCUGGAGAUAAUGUAUGAUGACUAGAAUUUCAUUAUUUAUAUAUAUAACACAUUUGUAUAAAACAAAAAAGGUAAAUAACUAGUGAAUUUGUAAAUAAUUAUGACCCAUUGAAAAAAGUGAUUUUUGAUUGUGACUAAGGUUUUGAAAGUCGGAACUCUACCAAGAGUCAGUCCCAAGCACUCAAGGGGUUUUACUAUUUUGACUCAUAGCUAUGUUUAAUUAAUUUAUUUUAAAACACAACAUUUCCUUUCCUAAUACAGUUUAUAUGUAUCAACACUAUCCUCUAUUACAUACAUUCCAGCAAUAAGUUGUAUCCAAAUAUUAACAUAAAUGUUUGAUGUAUAUUACACUUCCUUUAACCUUCAAAACGCUUUAAAAUUACCAAAAUCGUAAGAUAUUUAUUUUUGGUCAAAUCAAAUUUUGAGAUAAAUCUUAGAACAUAAUUGGUCUGACAAAUUUAAUUUAGGUCUCAAACAAACUUUAAAAAAUAUAUUUUCCCUGAACUUAAAAUUCUGUAUUUUAAAGAGAGAAAUUUUUCUAGAGCUAAAAUACAAUUGAAUCAAGAGUGCGAUUAAAAAUUAUCUAUCGAAAUAUUUUACUCUCUAUUGCUGAUAUUAAUGUCAACAAUGAUAAAACCUGAUCAUUCAAAACCUUUGGAGACAAUGAAAAUUUGUCUGCCAAUACCUUAUCCUUAUCCUAUUAAGUUAACUUGUGUUCCCAAAAUAUAUGUCUAUCUUGUUUAGAAGUUUAACUCUAUAAAAAGCACCAAUGAUACAUUUAAGAGGAUUGUUUCAAUAAAUUUAAAUGUUUGAUAAUCA
Messenger RNA from Macrosteles quadrilineatus (aster leafhopper), 3063 nucleotides. RefSeq names its product potassium channel subfamily K member 18 (gene sand). The record is from RefSeq and is a predicted model, not a curated record. Gene Ontology annotation, biological process: stabilization of membrane potential; potassium ion transmembrane transport. Gene Ontology annotation, molecular function: potassium ion leak channel activity. Lineage: Eukaryota; Metazoa; Arthropoda; Insecta; Hemiptera; Cicadellidae. Gene Ontology annotation, cellular component: membrane. The transcript has 5 exons. The coding region runs from base 541 to 1614 and encodes 357 amino acids.